Paramisgurnus dabryanus is the source of this 821-nucleotide messenger RNA. RefSeq names its product C-reactive protein-like. The record is from RefSeq and is a predicted model, not a curated record. NCBI's taxonomy places the organism in Eukaryota, Metazoa, Chordata, Actinopteri, Cypriniformes, Cobitidae.
CCUGAUCUGACUGAACUUCUCUCCGAUUAAUAACCGGUUGUAUGUGCAGUACGAUGCAGCUGAUAGUAGUCUUCCUCCUCUGUGUGCUACCUGUGGCUUCAGGAGCUGACAUUGGUCACACAGGAAGUCUUGGUGGUAAAGUGUUUAUGUUUCCGAAGAAGAGCGAUGACAGCUACGUUAGACUCGUUCCACAAAAACCACUGAGCCUCACAGCUUUCACUCUAUGCAUGCGUGUCGCCCCAAGGUUGCAUGCACCCAGAGAGGUUAUUCUUUUUGCCUACCGCACACUUCAUUUCGACGAGUUGAACGUUUGGAUAGAGAAAGACGGACGCAUAUCCUUCUAUCUCAGUGGCGCAGGAGUGUUUUUUAGGUUGCCUACACUCACCUCCUUCAAGACCCACCUGUGCUUCACCUGGAGCUCAUCGACCGGUCUCACUGCCGCUUGGGUGAAUGGACAUCGCACUGCUCACCAGGUGUACCAAAAAGGUCACGCCAUCCGUCCCGGUGGCAUUGUGUUGCUCGGUCAGGAUCCUGAUUCGUUUCUGGGCGAUUUUGAUGCAGAGCAGAGCUUUGAAGGUGAAAUUGCAGAUGUGAAUCUGUGGGAUCAGGUUCUCACUGGAAAUCAGAUUAAGGCAUUAUAUGCACAUAAUAAACACGGGGGCAAUGUGAUUGAUUGGAACACCGCUAAAUAUGCGAUAAAUAAAAAUGUGCAUGUGCUGAAGGAUGAUAUUUGAUUUUACACACAGAUGUGUUUUUCAUCAAAGUCUGUUUAUCAUAUACAGAUUAACAUGAUUUAACCAAUAAAUCUUUCUACAACAUCA